AUGACGCCUGUAUUCCUCGAGCGUGCACGACAAGCUCCCUUGGGUAUUGGUAUGGACUGGAGACACUACCGUUUUCGUCAUGAUAUCGACGACGCGGUUGCGCUUGCGCUUCAGCAUCUAUCCCACAGUUGGUCUGUUAGGAUUUUCAACCCACCGGCUGGCUUCAUAGAGCAAAUGAUAACCGUAUUUGGCCAGCAGGACGCCAGCAGUCUGGAGGAACUACACAUGCUCAAGCUCCCUGAUGAAGAAGUAUCCUCACCUGGUGGCCUUGUCUCUGCCAUUCAGCUCCCAGAUCAACCGUUUGCGAGUCUCACACCGCGACUACGUAUCCUGUCAUUACAAGGAUACAUCCGUUUCCACUGGUGCAACCAGCUUUUCACAUCCCCCCUGACACAUCUUCGCCUUCUCCUCCCCGGGAACACGUCCUUUCCCACUAUGGAUGAACUGCUCGGAAUCAUCCGCAGAUGUCCUCUGGAACAACUGGUUCUUGUUCAAUGCCUACCACAACGUCCCACGCAGAUAGGCCUGACAACUUUACCGGAUGAUUAUACGCUUGCGGAUGUUCCUACUCUUCGAUACAUCCUCCUCAGAGAUGCUGCUGCGGAUAUCGCCGACUUUCUCCGCCGCAUACGCAUUCCUGCUGAUUGUCACAUCGAAGUUGGGAAUGAACACGUUUGGCACGCAGUUAACGUUGCGGAUAUUGCCACAACGGUAGAGGCGGUGGCCAUCGAAGUUGGAUGUGUGAUGUCGACGCGCUCAAAUGAAUCCAAGGGCCACGCGUUGAUAAUCACGCAUACUCGGGACGACAUCUGUAGAUGGUUUAGAUCAAACCUUAGACCGUCAUCUGGGAUUGUUCACCAUUUUACCAUGGAACAUAUGGAACCUCGACCUUUCGUGAUGUCCUUGGCGCUUCGGCCACCAGGCACGAACCCCGAUGAACAACGCCGCGACGUCCUUGCGCUCGCUCGUGCAUUCGACCGCAUAACACCUCUGUACCACCUUGAAUCUAUCCAUGUCCUGGCGAUCAGUUCGGGAGGAGCUGAUCUAGUCUCGCUGGCUACAUGGCUGGAUCUAUUCGACGGAUUGCGUCGUGUGGAGAUAAUCAAGGCGCAUGGCAUCCCCUGUCAUACCUUUGGACUCGCUCUGGGGCGAUCCUUCCGGGAUCCCCUCGUCAUGCCGCACUUAUGGAAGCUAGAAGUCGGAUACAUUCAUCUCGGAUAUCCCAAGGGUCCAGGGCAGUUAAGUAAAGCCCUCGAGGAAGCUUUUCACUGGCGUAAUGAGGUCCAUGAUCUGAAGUUGAGCGUCGAGUUUGACAAUUGCCAUAUAUCCGCCGCACAACUUCGUCGGAUCCAGAAAGCCUCUGAUGAUCGAGUUAUUGUAUCCGGCAAUUCUCAGACGUGCAGUCAUUUGAGUGAUGAAGAGGACGAAGAGGAUGAAGAGGACGUGCAAGCGGAAGAUGGGAUCGGGGAAGAUAACCUUGUUCAAUCGAGUUAA
Peniophora sp. CBMAI 1063 is the source of this 1494-nucleotide messenger RNA. NCBI's taxonomy places the organism in Eukaryota, Fungi, Basidiomycota, Agaricomycetes, Russulales, Peniophoraceae. The record is from the annotation of a GenBank genome assembly.